AUCGGAAGAAUCAGUAUCAAUUUUCUCAAAAUGCAGAUACAUCACUGUUUCAGUAUCGUUAUUUAUUACACAACGCUAUUAGCUAGAAGUUAGCAUCUUUAUUUGCUGCUCAACAAUUGUAAAUAAGCAAAACAGCCUGUCUGUUAUACCAUAUGGUAAAACUAGACGAGGAUGAAGAAAAGAGUGUGUAGCUUCAUUAAGGUUCAUGGUAAUGGCCAUGCAAAGUGUGUGGCCCAGAGCAUAACAGACAGCUGGGAAAAAGAGUGCUAUGCCAAUGUAAAAAUUUUUGCUAAGCAUAAUGAGCCAUGUAACUUAGGGUCGAAAUUUCUUUCAGCUAACAAGUGUGUACUAGCUGCUGCUAGCCAGAAGCUUGCUUGGAUGCUGGCUGAUACAGAAGAAGAUGUUACAAUAAUUGUCGCAGAACAUGAUUUUUCUACGCUGAAGCUUCUUCUUCAAUACAUUUAUACUGGAGAAGUUUUAAUUGAUAACAAUGCUCAGGAACUACAGACAUUGAUUGCAGAAUGGGAAAUUGGCCAUCCUGAUGUUAUUUCAAUUUCUGCUAUUGAAUCCAGAAGCAGCAAUUCUCUAAGUACUCAACAAAGUAAAAAUUCACCUCACCAACGUGAAAGUAGAUGGGGAUCAACAACUUCUCCUAAUGAUAAUAUCAUUACUGGAGAAAAAGCAACAAGUGCUUGUUCCUAUAACAGCAAAGAUGUAAUCCAUCUUUGCUUGACACCUGAAAAAGAAUCACUCCAACAGAACAUUACUGAAUCCAUAGACAGAAUUGAGCAUCAUAAAAUCUCCAUUGGAAUUGAAAUUCCUGUAAUAGACAUUCCAAGAGAUGCUCCCACUGUUGGUCAUUCAAAUUUGUUAGUUGGUAACCUUCCUGCAAAAAAGGGAAUUCCCAAAACUAAACCCGUCUUGUCGGCAAAACGUAGUAAACCAAAUCAGUACGUAUUUCUUUCCACUUACAUAAAGAAAUCCAAAAACAAGUUGCAUGAGAGAGCAGUCAAUUCUGUGACGUCUAAGGGUACGCUCUGGAAGGCAGGAAAAUCGAAUGCACAAAUGGUAGAAACUGACUGUGCUGGGAAAUCAGUUACAACAUCAAAUCAAACUAAAGAAUUUGGUGAGGGAAAUGCUGCUGCUGAUGGGAUCCAAACCAUUGAGCUUAUGAAGUCUACAUUUGGCUGUAAAGAUCCAUCAGCUUGCUUAAAUAACCACUACACCAGUGAAGUGGCUGAAGCGGUAGACACGGAGGAAGACCUAAAGGACCUUACGUUGGCUACGAAACUACUCGGGGAAGAAAAGGCGAAUCAUCAGAAAUUAACCGGAGUAAUGCUGGACUUAUCAAAAAUGGUAAAACGGCACAAAAUUUACGCGAAACAUUUUCUUGGUCCCGUUAGCAUUGAUUCUAAAUCAGCUGGAUACAUAGCAUCGCGAAUUCCAUGUGUGACCUGCGGCAAAAUAGUCUUCCGUGAUUAUAUGUCAACUCAUGUCAAAAUUCACACCACUGAGCGGCCUUUUUUGUGUGACCAAUGCGGACAGACUUUUGCACUCCCCGAACGUCUAAGAAACCACUUGAAAAAUAUGCAUCCUGAUGAAUCACAACUUAGAUUACAUAUUUGCUCAGAAUGUGGCAAAUCAUUUAAAAAAGCUGAAUAUCUGAAACGGCACCUCACUUUUCAUAAUGGCCUAAAGCCAUAUAGCUGCCCAUACUGCGAUAAAUCUUUCCGUCUACCUAAUGUCCUUCUGAAGCAUAAACGUACCCAUACGGGGGAAAAACCAUACGAAUGUGAGACUUGCCAUAGAAGAUUUUCUGCGCGCACCAGUUACGUAGUACAUCUGCAGACUCAUCGAAAGAAGAGCCGAGUAUUAGAAACAACGGAGACUGAAAGUUUUGUCGAUCCUGAAACUCAACUGCUAAAAUGUGAUGUAUGCAACACAACUUUCCACAGGGAAUACGCGUUCCUCGUACACAAAGCUGCACACAAGGGUGAAGUGCCUAAAUUGCCCUGUCGUCACUGCUCCGAGACCUUUGGUUCCUACAAAUUACUUCGAGAACAUACACGAGAUCAUCACGCGGAUGCUCUUUAUCAGUGUGAACAGUGCCCUAGCAUGUUCGCUAACAAGACGGCUUUGCAUUCUCAUCUACAAAUCCAUUUACAAGGAAAACAGUUUUCGUGCGAUCGUUGUGGUAAGGAGUUUCAGACCAAGGUGCAGCUACAGACUCAUAACCGCAGUGUUCAUUCGGAUCUUCGCCCUUUCUCCUGCCGAUUUUGCGAUAAAACCUUUAAAUCGAAACUAACAUUACGCCAACAUGAGCGUAUUCAUACUGGAGAACGUCCCUAUCAGUGUCCUCAUUGCUCGAAAGCUUUUCGUCAAGACGUUCACCUUGUAAACCACAUAAGGUUGCACACUGGCGAGAAACCAUUUGUGUGUACCUAUUGUAAUAAGGCCUUUGCCCAUAAAAACAAUUUAAGCAUUCAUGUCAAAAUUCAUACGGGUGCCAAGAAUAUGUGCAGUGUAUGUGGACAAGUGUUCCGGAGUAUCGUUAAAUUACGUCUUCACGAGGGUAUUCACACUCCACUUAGUGUUCCUACGACGGAGGGAGAUAUUGCGGAAGAAACUUUGUAAGCAUUUUCCUUUUAUUUGAUGCAUUUUACCCCUAAGAAUAGCCAUUAGAUGAGGUUUACCAAGCAUCACCCAUGUGUAUUCUUAAUAUACUAUGUUACCGUUUCACUUUUGAAGCCCAUAUAUUAAAAAAAUUCAGUUUUUGCUUUUACUUUUUUUCUGCCCAUAUGUAUCUCCUGUAACCAAGUCAUGUAUAAUUAGCCUUAUCCAAAUUCUUUUUUUCUCGUUUUCAAAACAGAAAAGUGAUAAUAAAGACAUUUAAGAAGUGUAA
Daphnia magna is the source of this 2902-nucleotide messenger RNA. RefSeq names its product zinc finger protein 93. Bases 172 to 2634 code for a protein of 820 amino acids. Gene Ontology annotation, biological process: regulation of transcription by RNA polymerase II. NCBI's taxonomy places the organism in Eukaryota, Metazoa, Arthropoda, Branchiopoda, Diplostraca, Daphniidae. The transcript has 6 exons. Gene Ontology annotation, molecular function: DNA-binding transcription factor activity, RNA polymerase II-specific; RNA polymerase II cis-regulatory region sequence-specific DNA binding; protein binding. Gene Ontology annotation, cellular component: nucleus. The record is from RefSeq and is a predicted model, not a curated record.